Molecule: messenger RNA, 2288 nt
Organism: Sinocyclocheilus rhinocerous
Lineage: Eukaryota; Metazoa; Chordata; Actinopteri; Cypriniformes; Cyprinidae
Product: SAM and SH3 domain-containing protein 1-like
Exons: 16
Coding region: 211-2247 (678 amino acids)
Molecular function (GO): protein binding
Source: RefSeq, a predicted model, not a curated record
GCACCUAAAGAGUGACAGCCUACUGCCGCUAUUGGAUUAUGGGAGGGAUUUUCAACUUGCAUUAAUCUGUGAGGCCACACACAGUACAACAGCCACUCAAUCCCAGCACUCUUUAUAUAUGCGUGAGACCUCUCACAUACACUCACACACAUAUGCACCGCUCCGAUCAAAGUGUGUGAAGCCGCAAGGACACAGACUAAGACUUGGAAAAUGAACCUCUUCUGCUUCACUCUGGAUGGCUCUACAGACAGCCUGUACGAGCCGGCCCAGAUAGGCCAGAACAGUCAAGACUUAUUACCCAGAAGGCUCCCCAGCCCCAACUCUGUGAAAAUCAUGGGCGUGUGGAGUGGACCUGAGUCCUGCGUCACCAUGAAGCUUCCAGAGACUCACACAAAUAAGACUCAAGAAAGUAAGACUUUGGAAAAGACAAAGAGAAAGUCCCAAAUACUAUCGACACCAGAAGAUGAGACUACAGAUCAUACAGAGUCUGAUGCCCACUGGCCGUCCACCAGGAAAAAAGACGGCUUGGUACACAGCAAGAACCAUUCGAACACAGAGACGGUCAAAGAUCACCACCGGUCAAAACUCACUAGAGAAGAGAAAGAGGAGCGGGUGACUUCAGAGAAGACAGUUAAAAAUCCCUCCGUCCAGGGUGUGAAUUUUGAAGCCUGGAAUCCCAAUAGAGAAAACUCUGAAUGCAGACAGCAAGACUUGUCCAGGAGGUCAGAGGGCGAGGAUGAGGCACACGGUACUCUGAAGAAGAUCCAGAAACUGGUGGGAGUGAAAAAGUGGGGUCAAAGCACCACGGAGGAGGCGAGGAACAACACAGAGCCUGGCGAAUCCAAUGGCAAAGACCAUAGUCCUGUCAUAACCUGCAUCAGUCUGACCAAAAAAGCUGAGAAGAAGCACACAAGGGCGUCCACACGGCAAUCCCAGCAGCCCCUGCAGGAUAAAGACGAUAACGCAGAAACGGAGGGUUCUUGGAGUCCAGGGCUCUUUCAGGAGUACUGGAGCCCGAUGGCGUAUUCUCCAGCGUGGGACACGUCUACACACACCUGCCACAGGUCAACGGCCGAACAUGUCAUGUACAACUUCAACUUCACCCUCCCCAGAGACACGGACUGGGAGAAAUACGAGGAGCUCUUCCACCGACUCGACCCCUACAAACGAGAUCAGCAAGACAGGUGGAUCACCCACUCUGUCAUGGACCUGGACAUGCCGGACCCUCUGCGAUCCACCAGUUUUGGAAUUUUUGACAGACAGCAGCCCACCCAGGUCAAGGCAGAAGAGAAGGUAGAAAGUUUGCCCGUGGAAGCAGCUGAGGUGGAUCCCAGUAAAUCUGGAGGUCUCGGGAAGAAGAUGAAGAACAUCUCACUGACCAUGCGUAAAAAAAUGGGCCGGAAAUACACUAAAGCCCUGUCAAAGGAAAUGGGCGAGGAGAACGAAGCUGCGGCAGCUGAAGUCGUGGAUGGCACGUUGGCCAAAGGCUGCAACCACUCCAGUAACUCCGUAGAGAGUCUGUUCAGCUUGCACAGCGGCCAGAGUUCAUCUAGUGGUGUGACCAGCGGCUCUGAGGGUUGUAGUAACAGGGACAGCCUGCGUUUAGAAGAAGAUGUGCCCUAUACGGGCCAGUUCUGCGGGAGAGCCAAGGUCCACACUGACUUCGUUCCCAGUCCCUAUGACACAGAGUCUCUCAAACUCAAGGUGGGAGAUGUGAUUGAUAUCAUCAGCAAACCUGCAAUGGGAAUCUGGACAGGGAUGUUGAAUGGUAAAGUGGGAAACUUUAAGUUCAUCUACGUCAACAUUCUGGUGGAGGAAAGCGUGCCGGAACCGAGGAUUCGCUCUCACCGGAGGAGCAGAAGACCUCGACCCAAAACUCUUCAGGAACUUCUGGAAAGACUCAAUCUGGAGGAGCACAUUUCAUCUCUGCUGUUGAACGGGUAUCAGACGGUGGAAGAUCUACGGGAUUUGAAGGAGCAGCACCUUGUGGAGCUCAAUGUGACUGACCCUGAACACCGACACCGGCUGCUAUUGGCGGCAGAAAACUUGCAGGACUCCGAACAUAAUAAUCAGAGCCACGAAGAGACAGAUGAGGAGCCCAAAUCUCCCUCUGAACAAGUCAAAGCCGAACUGAACGACUGUCCCAGAGACUCGGGCUGUUACAUUGGAUCUGACUGUUCAGACAACAGUAAAGAGGACACAGAGAGCCAGCCGGCCCCUCUCAGCCCACCUGCAACCCAAGCAUAACCACAGCCCUGCAUAAUGCUGUUUAUCUCGUCCUCGCCUGC